UUCAGCUGACGUUACGUUAACUAGCUAACGUUACGUCUAGCAAUCAAGCAAGCCAGCUAGCAAACGUUAGCAGGAUAUCAAGCAGGCCAACUUUGCUAUCUCUAGCUAGCUAAUCGCAUUAGCUAAAGAAAACUGGUUGAAUCCACAUCAUUUCAACAACAAAAAAUCUAUGUAAUGACGUUGAAUCAACGUAGAAAACUGAUUAGAUUUGCAAAAAGUAUAACAUUGAAGGGAAUUUCGUAUUUUUUCCUAAAUCCUAUGAUAUAACGUUAGUGACCUGUUUUGUCGAAUUCACAUUAGUUGACAAUUCAACGAAAUGUAAAUCAACACUAAGUUAGACGUGGAAAUGACGUCUGUGCCCAGUGGCUCUGAGAGCAGUAAAUGGUUAGAUGCACACUACGAUCCAGUGGCCAAUCUCUAUACUUUUUCAUCUUGCAUUGCUCUUGCAGACCUGCAUGGGGAUGGUGAGAAUAAGUUGGUGGUGGGGGACCUGGGAACUGGUUCAUGCAACAUGAAGCUGAAGGUGUACCGUGGAACUGGCCUGAUGAGUGAGAACACAUUGCUCGAUCUGCCCACUGGCUUGGUUUCUUUCCUCAUGGACCAGCAUGAGCCACGCACGCCUGCCAUCGCUGUGGCUUCCGGCCCCUUCAUCUAUGUCUAUAAAAACCUGCGGCCCUAUUUCAAGUUCACUCUCCCUCCAUUAGAGGUCAAUGCCCUGGAACAGGACGUCUGGAACCAGGCAAGGGAGGACAUGAUUGACCCAUUGAGCUUGAAGGAAAUGUUGGAGGGCAUCCGAGACAAAGCUGAUGUUCCACUCUCCGUCAGAUCUUUGAGGUUCCUCAUGUUGGACCCACAAGACACGGAGGCUUUUGUGAACCUUCAUAAGGCGCAACCAAUACAAAGACAGACUGUUAUUACAUGCAUCGGCACCCUGAAGAAGAACAUGGCUGAUGAGGAUGCAGUCAGCUGUCUGGUUAUUGGCACUGAGAGUAAAGAUGUCUAUAUCCUGGACCCUGAGGCCUUCACCAUCCUCUCCAAGAUGUCCGUCCCCAGUGCUCCCACUCAAAUGGAUGUGACUGGUCAGUUUGAUGUGGAGUUCCGGAUCACUGUGGCCUGUCGCAAUGGGAAUAUCUACAUCCUCCGCAGAGACUCCCCCAAGCCUAAGUACUGUAUUGAGCUGUCUUCUCACCCUGUGGGGCUGGUGAGGAUGGGGAAGAGUGUGGUGGUGGGAUGUGCCCAGGAGACACUGCAGGGCUUCACACAGAAGGGGAAGAAGCUGUGGACGGCUUGCCUGCCAGCCCCUGUCACUACCAUGGGCGUGAUGGACCUCCCCACCAGGGGCUUCCAGGCAGUGUUAGUGGGCCUGGCUAACUGUGAGGUCCACCUCUACAGAGACAAAAACCUCAUCAGCACCAUCAAGACUCCGGAUGUAGUGACCAGCAUUUGUUUUGGGAGAUAUGGACGAGAAGACGGAACCCUUAUAAUGACCACCAAAGGAGGUGGUCUGAUAGUAAAGAUCCUGAAGAGGACAGCUGUGUUUGAUGACAGGGACUCUGCCCCAGGCCCCCCUCUGGCACAAAGCAUCCGUCUCAAUAUCCCCAAGAAGACCAAGCUGUACGUGGACCAAACCAUGAGGGAACGAGAGAAUGCUGUGGCAAUGCACAGGGCCUUCCAGAUGGACCUGAGUCGUCUGCGUCUGGCUGCAGCGAGGGCAUACGUUAAAGCCCUGGAGUCCAGCCUUACACCCAUGUCCUCCAGCCUGUCUGAGCCUCUCAAGAUGAACGCAGUGGUGCAGGGCCUGGGCCCGUCCUUCAAGCUAACUCUGAAUAUCCAGAACACAGCCGCAUGCCGCCCUGUCAUGAACUUGGCCAUCAGCUUUCUGUAUGACGAGAGCCUGUAUAGUAUGAAGACAGCCUUCUUCAAGAUCCCCCUACUGGUUCCUGGGCUCAACUAUCCUAUUGACACAUUUGUGGAGUGCCUGAGUGAUAAAGGAAUCUCUGACAUCAUUAAAGUGUUUGUUCUGCGAGAGGGCAAGAGUGCACCCCUGCUGACUGCACAUAUCAACAUGCCCGUCAGUGAGGGACUGGCACUCAACUGAGAGAGGGAGAGAGAGCGAGCAGCAUCUUUAGGCCCUGGGCUGGCCUCUAUGCUCUCACCCUGUGCUUCUACCGCCCUCUAGUGGCAGGGCUGACUCGAGGCGACUGGGACGUUAACAGGAUCAGCUUGUGUUGGCCCCAGAGGUGGUUAAAAGCCAUCUGUAGCAUAUGUACGGUAGGACAGGAAGUAGGGCUAUUUGUCCUUAGAGGGAACUCCAUAGAGAGAAAUGGGUCUACGAUUGUAUCACAGGAUUUAAAAUCCAAACAUAAGUGAAAUGGUAAGCUGUGUGUUGGUGGAUAGAGAUGUCAGGACAAUUAUGGUAGUUAUGAAUACAAGUGUAUAAAGUCAUUAUAUAUAAAUCAGCAUUAUUUAUUGCUCUUUAAAGUUUGUUAAAUAAUUGCCAGAAAAAAAAACAGAUGUGCUGCUAAUUUGUUAAUGUUCAGAUUAUGACAUGUUCAGAGAACAGAUGUUCAGAGAAUUCAUUGCACUUUAUUUUCAAAAAUGAAAGAUAACAAAAAUCCAUACAUUCCUGAGAAGUGCAGCAGUAUCCAGAAAGAGUUGGCUUUUCAAACACUUUAAAUGUAUUUAAUAAAACCUUUUAAAAUUGCUUUUAUUUUCACUCCACAUUUCAAGGCAUUUUUGUUAUUGAGGUUAGAAGCUGUUUUUUUAUUCUCUUCAAACUAAGGCUUUACAUUAAUGACUUAUGUCAGAAUAUAAAUCCAACAACUUGUUUAAAAAAACAAAAUAAAAAUCACUGAUCACUGUU
Salvelinus namaycush (lake trout) is the source of this 2863-nucleotide messenger RNA. RefSeq names its product Bardet-Biedl syndrome 1 (gene bbs1). Bases 347 to 2098 code for a protein of 583 amino acids. The transcript is spliced from 17 exons. Gene Ontology annotation, cellular component: centrosome; BBSome; axoneme. Gene Ontology annotation, biological process: protein localization to cilium; non-motile cilium assembly. NCBI's taxonomy places the organism in Eukaryota, Metazoa, Chordata, Actinopteri, Salmoniformes, Salmonidae. Gene Ontology annotation, molecular function: patched binding; smoothened binding. The record is from RefSeq and is a predicted model, not a curated record.